AUGGCGAUCCAAGAUAUCCAACCUAACCAAAAGAGAAAGAUCAUUAUCUUCUCAGACUUCGAUGGCACAAUUUUCAUGCAAGAUACAGGCCACAUCCUGGUGGACCACCACGGCUGCGGCGCAGCCUACCGCAACAAAUUAGAAGAACAGUUCAAGACUGGCGAACGAUCCUUCCGUGACAUCUCCGAUGACAUGUGGGGAUCCCUUACAAUGCCCUUCGGCGACGGCUUUGACGUAAUGGAAAAGAACCUCCAAAUUGAUCCCGGUUUCCAAGAAUUCCACCAAUACUGCACCGAAAACGGAUUCCCCUUCAACAUCAUCAGUGCUGGUCUCAAGCCUAUUCUCCAGCGAGUCCUUGAUAUCUUCCUCGGCGAGAAAGAGGCCUCCUCAAUCGACAUCGUAGCAAACGACGUCCAGAUAACAGGCGGAAGCCCCUGGAAACCCGUCUGGCGCGACGCCUCUGAAUCAGGCCAUGACAAAGCAAUGUCGGUAAACACAGCGCGCCAACAAGCGCAAGCAGAAUGCACACCGGACGAAAUCCCAUUGAUCGUCUUCAUCGGCGACGGAGUCAGCGAUCUAGCCGCAGCCCGCGAAGCAGACGUCCUCUUCGCGCGCCGCGGUCUCCGCCUCGAGGAACACUGCAUCGAGCACGGUAUUCCAUACACGGCGUUCGAUACCUUCGCUGAUAUCAAGCGUGAGGUUGAGGCUAUCUCGCGUGAGGAUCAGAAGAAGACUGGUGGUGUGGGCAAGCCGGUGCGGUAUAAUCCUCGUGCUAAUAUGUGGCGGAGGAUUUCGAGUAAGGAGGCUGUUCCUACGCUUAUGAAGUCUGCUGCUACGCCCUCUAAUGAGGAGAAGAUGUUCCUUUGGCCGGAGACUUUCUCGGAACCUGCUAAUACUUCUGCUACGGCUGGUUUGCCUGAUGGACAUAAGCCUUCUACUAUUCAGGAGGAGACUUAG
This is a messenger RNA of Penicillium antarcticum, 957 nucleotides long. RefSeq lists its product as uncharacterized. Bases 1 to 957 code for a protein of 318 amino acids. The record is from RefSeq and is a predicted model, not a curated record. The transcript has 3 exons. Gene Ontology annotation, molecular function: phosphatase activity. Lineage: Eukaryota; Fungi; Ascomycota; Eurotiomycetes; Eurotiales; Aspergillaceae.